Babesia microti strain RI is the source of this 1881-nucleotide messenger RNA. Its product is annotated as DEAD box ATP-dependent RNA helicase, putative. The record is from RefSeq and is a predicted model, not a curated record. Gene Ontology annotation, cellular component: nucleus. Lineage: Eukaryota; Apicomplexa; Aconoidasida; Piroplasmida; Babesiidae. Gene Ontology annotation, molecular function: nucleic acid binding; ATP binding. Gene Ontology annotation, biological process: ribosome biogenesis. The transcript is spliced from 2 exons. The coding region runs from base 1 to 1881 and encodes 626 amino acids.
AUGCAGCCAAGAGGCGUUUUAAUCAGAAAAUUAAGUAAAUCAUCGACAAAUACUUUGAGCAAAAACUUCUACAAAAAUGUAAUUGUGAAUAGCCCACUUGCACGUCUAGUUGGAAGGGGCGUGGUAUACAAUUUGCUAUCUAAAAUUGUCACUAGACGAACGAAAGCUAAUGCUGUAAUUUGGGGGUCUACAUUGAUUGAAUUGAAGUUGCCCAAAGGCAAUUUGGUUUUGGAUUCAUUACCCUCCUUGGCCAGUGGGCAUGAUUUACUUAUACUGGGCCCUCAAAAUACUGGUAAAACUAUCGCACCAAUAAUCCCCUUCGCCAUGGCAACCAAUCUCAUUAAGGGUAAAAUUAUCUGUAAAAACUUGUACAUUAUCGUCCUCGUACCUACUAAAGAUUUGGUUUUACAGGAGUCCCGUAACGUACAACAAUACAUUAAGCAGUUAAGAGUAUCUACCAUAUAUCACAAGGAUGUAGAGUGGUACAAAACCAAUAUUCUAAUAUCUACACCAGUUAGUCUCCUAAAGAAGGUACAAAGUGAAAUUAUUUCAUUGGAAUCCGUUCGAUUAUUAUGUAUACACGAGGCGCAAGAGAUAUUAUCGUUGGAUUUUAAAUGUGGAAUAACGACCAUUUGUAAGAUAAAAAAGUUGUUACAUCCAAAUCACCAAACAGUUUACACUUCAAGAUUUGCCGAUCACACGCUAAAGUUGCUAGUUCAAAGUAUGUCUAAGUUGAAUUUUAGAGUGUUGAAUUUCUGGGAAUCACAACAUCUUAAUCCAACUAAACCAAUUUGGGGUUCCUAUAGGUCGAAUAUUGUGAUUUCACAUAAUGAAAAUUUAAAUUCUACUGUUUUAGACGCCACAAAUAACGGAUCCACCAUUCAAAAUGUUCCAUCUUCAUAUAAACCCGACGCGGCCACUACUCAAGAUGGCUUCUAUCCACGCAAAUGCGAGAAUGUACAACAGUUGGUUAAUUACUACAAAAAAUUAUCAAAUGAUAGAUUUAUUUGGAAUAUAAAUUGCAAAACUAUUUACAUUACAUCAAAGCUUUACUACAUUCUGUAUCGACCAAACAAUUUCUUCGAAACACUCAUAUCUGCUUGCCAAGGCAAAAGAGUUAUUUGUUUCUUUCCUACCGUCAAGCUGUUGCAAUUUAUGAAUUUACUUAUCAAAAGAAGAUUCUCAAAUGUUUACAUGUUAUGUGGGUCUCAAUCUGUUGACAAGAGGAGACUUGUAAUGGAUACAUUUAGGGGUAAAGACAUUGGACUAUUGUUAACCACAGACAUCUCUUGUUUGGGGUUGAAUUUAGGCCCCUUUGACAAAGUUAUUCAGGUGGGUCCAUCAAGAUCGUUUUACAAUUUUGCAAGCAGGGCAAACAUGGCAGCGGUAUCAAUCUCACUUUUCCACGACUUAGAUUGCCAUUACAUUUACUUAUUGUAUAAAAAUUUGGGGAUCAACCUUGAAGCUAUGAGGUUAGAUUGUGAAAAAACGGUUAAAAAAAUGGUUUUGGAUGAAUACAUGAUGGCAUCACUUACACUGGCCUAUAGGAGUGUGAUGAGUAUGUAUUGUACCAUCGCAAAGGAAUUUAAAUUUGAAAAGUGGCAGGUGCCAAGUUUGAUAAAUGACCUAUUCAAAUCCAUUGGCGUGGAUAUUGACAUAAAAAUUACAAAACAAUUUGCCGCUAGAAUGGGACUGCUGAAUUCUCCUGGACUUAAUGUAGAUUACGCCACUGCGGGAAAGAAAACUUUGCUGGCCAUGGUGUUGGGGUAUCCAGGAUAUAUUUCCCGAUUGAAACAAGCAAAAGAUGUUAUAUACAAUGAUGAUGUAGAGAUAGUGAAGGAGUUUAGGCCGUUAUCAACUGUAAAUGACAGUUUUACUUAA